This is a messenger RNA of Vitrella brassicaformis, 6479 nucleotides long. The record is from the annotation of a GenBank genome assembly. Lineage: Eukaryota; Vitrellaceae.
GGCGAAAGAGGCAGGAGGCAUAGCGUGUUGUCGAAUCGGGUUGGCAUUGCCCAUCAUCCAUCCUCAUCAGUCGUCCCGUGGUCAUCGGCAAGCAGGACUGAACGCUUCACCAGUGUGUGUAAUAGGGCGGCGUCGGGCCCUCCUCGUGCCGUUCUUGCUUCAGCCCAUCCCCACCAGUCGCUCUCGCCCCUCUCUGUUCACCACGCGUCGCGCCGGCCAUGUCAUCCUCUUCAUCGGAGGGCAAUGGGUCCUUUCUGCUGGAGGUGUGCGGACCUGGUGGAGCGGUUGGUGCCCAGCCCACAGCCACCUGGAGCCUGGACCUUAUACCAGGUGGGUCACAGGCCGCGGGAUGGAUGGAUGGAUGGGGUGGUGGGCAAAGGAACGAGCCUGACGAUGCAAUCAAUGCUUCAGUUGAACCACUCUGGCUGUGUGUGUGUGUGUGUGUAUGCUGUUGGGUCUCAGCGGACUGCGCCAACCUGCUGGUGCAGUAUACCGAUACCAAGUCGCUCAGCAAACUGACCCUUGUCAAUCGGUGGGCACGCGGCACCAUUAUUUGUGUGGCGACUGUGUGUGUGUGUAUGUGGAUAUACUUCUCUUCUUUUCUCUUGUCUUGUCUACCCUGCCUGCCUGUCGGACCGUAUGCAUGGUGCCUGCAGUGUGAUGCGAGACCAUGCCCUGGACGAUGUGCUGUGGGAGCGAGCCUUCAAUCGCAAGUUCAGGAACGCCACGCCCGCGCCCAUUACAGGUGAAGGGCAGGAGCGGGUGCCACCCGAACGGCUCGGCUGGUUCAACUGCUUUAUACGCAAGAGCGUUGAAAUGGUGAGAGAGAAUGGCGAGGACGCAGGGGAUGUCGAAUGAUAAUGGUGGUUGGUUGGUUGGUGUGGAUGGCCCAGACUGUGAGGGGCAAGACUUUGCAGACGGUAGAUCGGAAUGAUGCGUUGAAUGAGAACGAGUCUGUGCGGUGAGCGACGGAGCACAAAACACAAAAGACGUACAGGCUCGACACGUGCGCACUGGUUCCGGUCUGUGCGUGUGUGUCUGUCUGUCCGUAUUUCUUUCUUUCUGUCUGUCUUCAGCCACCUGACUGCGCUGCCUUCGGGCAUGAUUCUUAGCGUUUCGUCCAAUGGCAUGAUCCGCCUCUGGUGAGAGCUGAGCAACCGACAUGAUGUACUUGACGCCUGGCGCUGAGGUGAUUGUCGAUGCGCAUGUGUGUGUGCCAUGUUUGUUCACAGGGGGUAUGACGAUAUCGUCGAGGAGACGGUUGCGCUCACGACCCACCACAUGGCCCCGAUCGCCACCCCUGCCCCAAGCCCCUCCCCCCCAGACCAGACACACCCCGCCCCCGCCCCCGUCCCCGAGAGCAGCCCCGGCUCUCAGCACAUGCCAGACCCAUCCAGCCCACCCCUGCCCGCUUCAUCGCCGCCCACGCCACUCACACACGAGUGCCCACACUCCGAUGCAGAGUUCGUCCCAACAGAUGUGCAGAGUCCCGCCCGCAUUGCCGGCGACUCGCCGCCGCAGCUGGCCGUGUCGCAUCCGCAGGGCGGCAUCAUGAUGCAGAGGAUGAGCAAGGAGGAGCCGGUCUCCAUGGGCAAGCGCGCCAAGAGGAGACAGCGGUUGGAGAGCAAGAGGGAGCGGGAGGGGGAGAUGGCCAGCCUCGCCUCGCCGUCGGAUGCCGACGCGGCCGCCGACAUGCGGCCGGUCUCGGCGGACCCUCGGGUGCAUCAUCAGAAGGGUGGUCGACGCUCGUCCAAGUCCGGCAAGCAUGCGAUGGCCAUAGCGAUGCACUCAGAUCUGGAGGGUGAGACGGCCAAGGGGUCGGGCCUGCUGCCGUCGCUGCAAGUAUCGCCCCCAUGGGCCAACAGCUGUGCGAGUGAUGCGAGUGUGGAGUCGUGUGGGCCUCUGGAGGAGCUGCCCGAGAACGCAUUGCUGGCCCUCGACAUCCAGGAGGGGUCUCCCGUGGCCCAGCUGCAGCUGUCGACCGAUGACAUGACUUUGAAGGUGCCUCCAUCGGCGUCGGCGUCCAAGCAAACCAGGGGAACGGGCCAGAAGACGCUCCUCGAGAUGGUGCAGGAGUCGACUAAGAAGGGCGGCAUCAGCGACACCAGCCGCACUUCGUCAAUGGAGGCAGACGACGCACCACGCGUCGGACACGACACGCCGCAGCAAGACCCUGCCCGAUCCUCCCAAUCCCCCUGCCCGUCACCAGCACCAGAUGCCUCCCCAUCUCAAUCUGCGCUGCCCCUUCCCCCUCCCCCCGGCCCCAAUACCUCGUCGGCCAAGCCCGGCGGGCGCAAAGAGAAGAAGGCGGCCAAACGCGCGGCGAUGGAGGAGAAGAAGGCAUGGAGGGCCGAGAUGGUCAAAAAGAACAAGGCGAAAAAGGGCGGUGUCCUCGAGGCGCCCUCUCCCAUCAGCGCGCCGCCAACCACUAGCAGCAGCCCGGCGGACAACAGGGAGGCGUCUGUCGGCCUGUCAGCCGAGUUCCUGCCGUCGCUUGUGCACAUCCAGUCGGUCACUGAGCGCCACCCCGGCUACGCGGCCAACGUUAGCGCGGCGAUGCUGGCGGGGAAGCUGAUCGACCCGUGUGACGGCAAGGGGCCGCUGCUGUGCGCGUCGAUCGCCGCCGACACCAGGAAGAUGAUGAGUUGCAUGAUGCAGAAGGUGCCGCUGUUCGCCAACCGGCACCCGUCUUCGGCUCCGACCUUCGACCUAGAGCUGCCGGCCCUGCAGCUGGACAUCGUGCCACAGGAGCCGCGCGCUGUCGAGCUGGCGGAAGUGGAUGUGGGUGUGGGUGUGACGGCGGCGCUGUUUAAGAGACUUGGUGAGGAGGAGGAGGGCGGAGAUGAGGUCGAGGAUUCGUCACAGCCGCGGAUCGUUCUCCGCAGGGACGGAUCCUCUGACAGGUGCGUGUGCAUUCAGACACGUCUCGCAUCGCAUAUGGCGGUUUCUCCCUUUCACUUGUCUGUCUGCCUGCCUGACUGCGUUGAUAUGAUGCAGCACGGAUGAGCCGCCACACGCCAGCACCCGAGGCUGGUCGACCGAGACGCUCGGCUCCACCCAACCACCACCCAUCGAACCCCUCUCGCCCAGAGACACCCAAGAGCCUCCCCGCCAAGUCAGUGGCGAUUCGACGACAUCCGCGUCAGCGGAUCUGCGCGUGACGGCAGUGGCCUUGUCUGGAAACGGGUGUCUGAUGCUGAUCGGUCUCGAGAGUGGCGACGUGCAGCUUUGGGAGGUGGCGCCCGGGCGCUGGGUUUCGGGGCUGGGUCAGAAGGGCGGGGGCAAGGGGGUGCCGGGGGGCUCUGUCAUGUGGGCAGAGGACGCUACUGGGCUGAUGGCCUGCGGAUUUUGUGACACGUCGGCUAUGAGUGCUGCCGCAUGUCAGUGAGAUACAUACUAUCUAGCUACACCGACACGACACACGAGAAUCGAACCGAUCUUUGUGCAUUCCUGGCUGGCUGCUUGUUUCUCUCUCUCUCUCUCUCUGUUCGCCUUUCCUUCCCUUGUCUGUCAGUUUGCAGCGAGCCUUCGACUGGGGUUCCUCUCGGUUUUUCGCAGAUGCGCGCCGCCGCAUCGGAUCUGGCCGCCAGCCUCACACAGCCCGGCCCGAGACGCAGCUCACUGCCAGGCACACACACCACACAGAAACCACAGCUCUUACUCGGCUCCCCGCGGCUCACAGCCGCCAGCCCGCCCUCACCGCUGCUCGGCCCAGUGCCGGCAAACACUCCCUCGUCGUUCCCCAUCGCUGUGGGGGCUCUCAUCACGGGCGAGAUGGUCGUGUGGACUCUCAAGAAAGCCAUGACGGAGGACAGCAUGGCGCCGCCCAUGACGCUUCAUUGGCAAGUGGUGCCACCGAGCCCGAAGGCCAGCAAGGGGCUCUCCCCGAGCCUCCUGCCGUCACCAUCACCCCCAGCACCCCCUGCAGCAUCUGCAUCAGCGUCAGCUCCCCAGGCCUCCCCACAGCCCAGCCCUCUGCUGCGGCCUGAGGCGUCCCCCGAGCGGCCACUGCUGCACCUGCUCAGCGUGGUACCUUGGACACCUCAGACCGAGCAGCAGAUCGAGAACACACCCAGAGGGUCGCUGGGGCGGCUGCGUGUGUGGGUCGGCGUGGCUGGCGGGGUGGGGGGCGCCAGGGUGUGCAGUGUGCAGGCCAUGGCCGGUGCUGGUGCUGGGAGAGAGAGGGAGAGGGAGAGGGAUGGUCCUGGCCGGGUGGUGUCGCCGAGGAGUGCUCGCGGGCCGUUGUCGUCUGUGGGGGCGUUAGGGUCGUCGGAGGAGAGGUGGGUGGUAGAGGAGCUGGUGCAGGGCUCCGCUGCUCUGGCCUCGCUGGCCGUAUUCACCUGCAACCUGGGGAGGGAGAAAUUGUGCUCCUACUGUGUGGGAAGAGGUGGGUAUGGACAGAGACACAACAGGCACGCACACACGGCGACAUGCACAGGGCCAUGCCAUGGGUGUGUGUGUGCGCGUAUGUGUUCAGUUGACGGCUCCAUCUGCCGCUACGACAUCAAGGCCGUCACCCUGUCGGGUAAGAUGACCACCGACCUCAUCACACACGAGGGCCUCCAGAGAGCGCCGCCCACUCCUACACCCACACCCACGCCCACACCACCCGCACCAGACCAACCAGACCAGCCGGCCCAAGAAGGCACCACACACACACGGGAGGAGACGGAGCAUAAGGACGCCAACACGUCCGGCGGCAAGAGACAGUCCCUGACGAUCGCCGUGCCGCCCCGCGGCGGCGAGGAGGUGCUGGGGAUGUCUCGGUGGACGGUGGUGUGCGAGCGGCGGUGGAAGGUGAAGCGGCAGGGCAAGAAGGCCGUCUCGGCCAUGGCCGCCUGCCCCAUGCUGCACAUACUCAUUACUGGCUGCGAAGACGGAGCCUUCCGCUUCUUCGUAAGCACCAAAUAUUAUCACCUGAGCAUCACAUCACUGUGGGCGGAUUGGGGGUGCGCUUCACGUGUUCAGGACCUGUGGUCGGGGGAGUGUUACCGGUCUGUGUGGCCCCACGGGCAGGGCGUGGGGAUCCGUGCGCUCGCCUUCAGCACGUACAGAGGGGUGGCCGUCAGUGCAGGCGCACAAGACAAGACACUCAAGGUGCGCUGCCCAACGGAACACCUCGUCAACCAACCGUCCUGCCUCCAUCCAUCCAUCCAUCAUUCUAUUUGUCUGUCUGUGUGUGUGUGUGUGUGUGCAGUUCAUGCGCUUCUUGGGCGGCCGCGAUUCGUUUGACGUGGCCCGGCCACACGUGGGGCGCAAGGGCAACCAACGGCGUGGAAGCGGACACCCCACAGCCAAGCUGGGAACCGGCAAGGUGAGUGAGAUCAUACCCACACACACACGGAUGCGUUGAUGCGGCGAAGGACGCAAUGGUGUGUGUGCAUCCCCUAUCUAAUCAGGGGUAUCUGCAGGGCGACUGGCGGGGAGUUGUCUGCGACUCGCGACGGGGCCUAAGAGGUUAGUGAGGAGACCAACACUCCACACCACCCCACACCCACACAAAUGCAGCUGCCGCACGGGCGUGUCUGCACUGGCUUGUUUGCUCAGAUUUGGAGGCCCGCAUCAAGUCGCUGGAUGUUGACAAUGACGAUUUUGAUUUCUUCGAGGGCAAACACAAGAGAUUCUGAUUGACCAUGAGUGCCACUCACUCACAGAUGCAUGCUAUGAGUUCAUCUCUACUAGAGAGAGAAAGAGGCAGCCGUUUCGCUCUUUCUUCGCCGCCUGUGCCUUUCUCGUACAUAGCUGUCUGUAGCCUUGCGUAAGUGUUCGUUGUCGUCAUAUUGGUUGCCUGCCUGCCUGCCUCCCUCCCUAGGCUACAGCAGAGCAGUCCCACCCCUCCCCACCCACCAUCCGCUCUUCAGCCAGGCACCCCACCCCCCACACACAGAGCAGGUCAUGCUGAUAGAUUUCAUGUGUAGGGACCACUCGGUCGGCAGCUGAAGCCGCGACGUACCACGUCGCGGCUGUUUUCUCUCUCGUGCGCAUGGCAUGGCUAUCUCGCUAGCUAUGACUGGCUGGUGGCUGUGGCCGCUGGGGUGGUCGAGAGGGAGGGCGAUGCCCACCCACAUCCAUCUCUCGUUGAUCUGACCUCACUGACUGACUGACUGACUGGCUGACGUUUUUGCGCCGGGCCCGCCUGCCUGCCUCUCGUCAUGUGUGUAAGUGAAUGUACAGCCCCCUCCCCCCCCUUCCCCCCUCUCUGCCUCCCCUCUCAUGUCCUUCCUUCGUAUGCGUCGGUGGGACCCUUGGCCAUUUUUGCGCUGUGUGAGUCGGUCGAGUCAGUCAGCUGGAUGCAGACAGCACAGACAGACAGCCAGCGGAUUUCUCUCUGAUCGAGUGGGAAGGGCUGAGGAAGACACAGCCCGUGUGCUGUGCUAUCGAUGAAGCCCUCGCUCCUCUUCUACCUAUGUCCAUGCAUUGACAAACGGCUGGCUGCAGUGCUGCCUUCUCUUUAACUGGCCGGGCCGCACAUGUGUCUG